AAUCGCUGUGUGAUACGGAUGUGGACUCUACUGAUCCUAUGCGGAAUGGUUAAGUUAUCAGGGCAAGUUCAAUACGAAUUUGUUUUGGAGGACGAAGCGAUAUUUACCAAAUGCAAAAAUGCAAAGCCUGGAACCCUCGAUAUAAAUGGUUUGUACAACAUGACUAAUUACAGUACAAACAUGGUGCCCGAAGGAAUUGAAAUUUCGGGAAAUCUAACAUCUGUAUUUAAUGCCGAGCCAUCGGACCGCAUAGAGGUGCUUGGAAGCCUACUGUACUUUGAUCGAGGAAGCUGGCAACCGACCACACUGAAUAUGGUAGUAAGGGACUUCUGCAAGGUGAUGUAUGAUAAAAACCAACUAUGGUACAAAGCCUGGUCCUCGCAUAUAACAAAUAGCAAGGACAUUGAGAACUAUUGUAUAAAAGUUGUUGGUACCGUAUUCGUAAUGGAAAACUAUACUUUGAGCCUGAUAUUUGGUAGUGGCAUGACAUUAUUAAAUGGGCGGUACACCCUUCAAGUUGAGGCUUACGCGAUUGACAAAUUUUCCAAGAAGCGUCCAGGUGAUGUCUGCUACGAAGUAAUUGGUAGCUUUUAUAAGACCUGA
Drosophila gunungcola (fruit fly) is the source of this 603-nucleotide messenger RNA. RefSeq lists its product as uncharacterized. The transcript has 3 exons. NCBI's taxonomy places the organism in Eukaryota, Metazoa, Arthropoda, Insecta, Diptera, Drosophilidae. The record is from RefSeq and is a predicted model, not a curated record. The coding region runs from base 19 to 603 and encodes 194 amino acids.